AUGACCACCCUAGAGAGUUCUCAGGUAUCUAUUCCUACCGCUCAUAUGAAGCCUUCGACAGUGCAAUUAGAUACGACUGAGCGCAGUGCACGGGCGGCGCAAAACCCAAAUAUUGCGAACUCAUAUGAUGUCACCUUCAGUAGCGCGGGUUCCAGUGCCCCACGCGAAAGUAAUAAAACCUCUUCUUCGAACAACCCCUUCUCUGCCGACGAAGCCUUUGAUACAACUGCUGGCGGCAAUGGUAUAAUGCAGGGUAUCUCGAAUAUGGUAUUUGGUACAACACAGCCGGAUUCUGUGGGCAACUCUACGGAUGAGGCUGUGUCUUUGGCAACUGCCGAUACGGUGAGCCAGACUGGCCCCACUCUAGAACAGGAGAGUAAGGAGUACUACUCGCCACGUGAUGUGUCUCAUACAUCGGAUGGUGACGUUGAUACAGCCAGAGCCAACGAGGAUAUUGGCAGAGACGCUGUGCACGGAAAUGGAAAUCUAAACACUGACACACAACACUUAACUGACCCAACUUUAUUGCAAAAGGCACAAGCCACUGUGAACGUAGGGCCUCUAGCACCUACAGGCAGCAACACUGACAGUCACGCGGAGACACUCGGUAGAGGCGCUGUACAUGAGGGAAAUCUCAACGACAGUACGCAACAUCUCACCAAUCCAUCUGUGAUGCAAAAGGCACAAGCGACGGUAGGGAUGGGUCCUCUUGCUCCCUCUACAAGUAACACAUACAAUCAUUCGGAGGCGAUAGGUAAAGAUGCCGUACGUGACGAUGGCAACCCAAACUCAGAGACACAACAUCUAACCGACCCUUCAUUGACUCAGAAAGUUCAGGGCGCUCUGGGUGUAGGACCUCUAGCCCCUUCAACAAGCGAUACGGACACCCAUGCGGAGAGUAUAGGCAGAGAAGGCGAUGGAUGCUCGAACGCAGCCACACAGCACUUGACUGACCCGUCUAUAGUGCAGAAGGCUCAGGCCACCCUUGGUUAUGGACCCCUUGCAAAAUCGGACAAACCCACAAUCGUGCAGAGUGCCAUGAGCAUGGUACCAGCCCUACCUGACUUGAGUUCUGUGACGGGAGCACCCCCCGCUGACAGCAAUGCGGAGGAAAUUGGUAGAGAUGCAGUUCGAGGUGAUGGUAGACUUGAUUCGGGUACAAGGGAUAUUGUGCCUGAGGCCGAUAUGGUAUCCAUUCAAUACAAUUGUGAAUCAGCGAGUUUGGCAAAGGAUGGUGAAUGUAAUGCCGCGCCUGUGGACACUAAGAGUAACUCGGCCGUUCUGGAUACUAAACCAUAUGUGUCCAAAGAUUCUGACGAAGUAUCGCGCACAAUCGAAGUUAAAGACUCGCCCAAUGGCAAUCGCACCUUAGCAAACGAGAUUGGCACAGAAGCAGUACAGGGAGAGGGUGAUCUGACAGCAGAUACGCAGCACUUGACUGAUCCGUCUCUAAUGCAAAAGGCUCAAGCGGCGGUAGGUAUGGGACCUUUAGCACCUUCGACUAGUAACACUGAUAAUCAUGCCGAAGUGAUUGGCAGAGAUGCUGUACGUGACGAGGGACAUCUUAAUGCAGCUACGCAGCACCUAACAGAUCCCAUUUUGAUACAUCAGGCACAAGCUGCGAAAGUACAGGCGAGUCUAGGCUUUGGGCCAUUAGCAGACACGGAACAACCUUCUUUGGUACAAACGGCAAUUGACAUGGUUACCGGGGGGAAUGACACAGCCAACGCUACUACCGAUGAUAUCAAUAAGGAGAUGAAGAAGAACACUCCAGCUGAGCGUAUUGCCAAAGAUGCUGCACGAGGCGAUGACGAUGUAGACGCAGCGGUGCGCAAGUCGGAACCAACUAUGUUGGAGAAGGCUCAAAGGGCACUUGUGAGUGCUUUGGUUGUAGACGGUGUGACAGGUAUGAGCACAGAUGAUAUUGUCAGAGAAGACCAUACCGCGGUAGCUAGAGAAGACCGUCCCGCGGUAGCCAGAGAUAUCGGAAGAGAUGCUGUUUGUGGUGACGGUAAUCUGAACAGUGAGGUUGUAAAUGUGCCCGUGACGGACACUCGGAAAGAAUCAUCAACUAUGCAGAAGGUCAAGGAUACGGUGCUGGGCCAUGGACACUCAUCCUCAUCUUUGAGUGAUGAUGGGCUCCACACCCCGAAGGGGGUUACUGUAGUAGCCCCGGUCACGGCGAGUAAAAACCAUACUAAAGAUGUUAGUAGCGAGUUGCCCUCGAAGAAAGCCGAUGGAAUCAAGGCAGAUAAUUUCGGAGCGGAGAAUUUGGGUAAGAUGGACCACCAGCGCCAUCCGCCGUCGGAUAUUCGAAAGGCUGUAGAUACUAUGGCUGGUGAUAAACCUAAAAGCAAGUCGUCUAGCAGGAAUGUGGGUAACAGCAGGAAGGCGUCAGUGUCGUCGGUGUCAUCCGUAUCAUCCGUAUCAUCCGUAUCGUCUGUUUCGUCCUCGGACUCGGUCUCUGCGCCAAAGAAGAUUACACCACUGGCCCAGGCAACGGACAAGAAGGUGGAUGACAGCGCAGCACUUUCCGCCGGGUUGGCGCCAAAGAUGCGCCGUCCCUCGGCCGUAGCCCAGCGUGCGAUGGCACUGGCUGGCGGUAGAGCUGCAGCGGGCGUGCAGAAUCCCUCUGCACUCACAUCUACUAAGCUGUCGUUCAAGGACGUCAUACCUAUUGCUGUGCACGGAGAUAGCGACUCUACUGCGUACUUGAAAAACAGUGAGUUGCUGACACAGGCACGCAAGACGCAGACGCUCAACCCAUUGCUGCCAAUCCAACCGAGCGAUUUGUUACCAGUGACAAAGGGGCUGACUAAGGUCCUUGCUAGAGCCAACAAGGACAUAGCCAAAGCCGAGUGUAGGGCUACCAAGCAGGCGAAGAAGGAGGAGAAACGUCGCAACGACGAUAUCGAGACCUUUGAGAAACGUCUGAACAAGGAUAUUGCCUACUUUGGCAAGCAGAUGUACACAGAUGAAGAGACUGCCAAUGGUGCGGGUAGCAAACGACCAUUGGAAGAGUUUGAAUUGGAGGCUAAGAGAGUCAAGUGGCCGUUGAUCAGUGAGUACGAUCGCGCGAUCAGCCAGAGCCAUCUGGAUGCCAUGAAACUCAUCUACAGGUGUCGUCUACUAGACUGUAUGUCGGCGUACGAGAAGAUGCACGCGGCAGAGUGGGCUGAGCUGAGUGUUAUUGAGGACGAUGAGUGGCACAACAUAGAAAAGGAUUACCACUCCACCGUCAAAGGCAUAGACAAGGACUUGAACUGGAAUGUGGGGGCUAAACUUACAGGCACUAAGAAGGUUGAUGGCGUGAAGCUCGAAAAAGAUGAGCUGAAGGAGGUAUCUGAGGAGAAGAAGAAACUCGCGAAUGUGCAACAAGAAGCACGGGGUGUAGAGUUACGCAAUGCAAUCGAGAGGAGGAGAGUAGCGUUGAGUGCGGUGCAAGAUGAACGGGUCAGUAACCUGGUCAAGACGCAAACGGAACUGAUGAACAACAUGCGUGUACAUGCACUCACAUAA
Sphaeroforma arctica JP610 is the source of this 3519-nucleotide messenger RNA. RefSeq lists its product as hypothetical. Bases 1 to 3519 code for a protein of 1172 amino acids. The transcript has 6 exons. The record is from RefSeq and is a predicted model, not a curated record. NCBI's taxonomy places the organism in Eukaryota, Ichthyosporea, Ichthyophonida.